This is a messenger RNA of Hyaena hyaena (striped hyena), 1193 nucleotides long. Its product is annotated as RNA exonuclease 1 homolog. NCBI's taxonomy places the organism in Eukaryota, Metazoa, Chordata, Mammalia, Carnivora, Hyaenidae. The coding region runs from base 135 to 914 and encodes 259 amino acids. Gene Ontology annotation, molecular function: nucleic acid binding; exonuclease activity. Gene Ontology annotation, cellular component: nucleus. The record is from RefSeq and is a predicted model, not a curated record. The transcript has 9 exons.
AGAAAAGUGCACUCACAGGAAUCGUUCUCUACAGACAUCUGCAAGACUACCUUCUAAAAGAAGAACAGUUACACGAAAAUAACUAUCCCCAACCCAGCCCUGACAAACCAGGCAGUAUUCUUUUAAACCCGGGCAUGACCAAAACUCUUACAACUGACACUUCCAAGAAGGUCUGUUGUCGUUGUGGGAAAACAUAUGGUGUGACUCCCGCAGGCAAACACAGUAGGGUAGAAGAAUGUUACUACCACUUUGGCCGAGUGCUGACUCAUAAAGUCCUCGGCGGCUUAGAAACACGGUACCGCUGUUGUGAAGGUGUCCUUGGCUCCACAGGGUGUCAGGUCGCCAAGCUUCACGUUCAUGACCAAAAAGAAAACCUAGAGGGCUUUGUGAAGACUUUUGUCAAGUCCCCACCCCCCGACGGUAAUCAUGGUGUAUUUGCUGUGAAUUGUGAGGUGUGCUACACAGCCAAAGGUUUGGAACUUACUCAAGUGACAGUGGUUGAUCCCAGCCUUCAGGUGGUCUACGCUACAUUUGUGAAACCAGAUGAAGAAGUCAUUGACUAUAACACUAGGUUUUCUGGUGUGGUCGAAAAGGACCUCAAGAACAUCAAAACUUCCAUCCGUGAUGUCCAAGCCGUCCUGUUGAACCUGUUCAGUGCUGACACUGUCCUAAUUGGACACAGCUUUGAACACAGUCUUUAUGCUCUUAAGUUAAUUCAUUCUUCAGUUGUGGACACGACAGUUAUGUUUCCUCAUCGGCUAGGCUUGCCUCACAAAAGAUCCCUUAAGAGUCUAGUGGCUGACUAUCUGCAGAGAAUCAUUCAGGAUGAUGGUCACAAUUCAAUUGACAGUGCAGUUGCCUGCAUGGAACUGGUCCUCUGGAAGGUUAGAGAUGACCUGAAAGGAAAGAAGUAAUCACUUCGCCUGAGAAGAUCUUCAGUCCCUGCCUUGUUGUGUCAGUGACCCCUCUGGCCUCUGCUUCUGGCACUACAAUUUGGUCUACGACGGCAUGAGUUUUCUUGACCUUUUUCUUCCAAGAGGAGAAAUAAAAGUGCUGUUGAGGUUUAUUUAUUACAUUUUAAAGGCUAAAUUUCCAAGUUUAUUUCUCAAGUUAUGACUACUGUGGGGAGAAUGGUUAAUGGGGAGGAAUUAAAGUUCUUUAUGUUUGAAUGUUUGGCUCCUCUUCAUUGAUGG